CAAACUUGCCUGGCUGUGGCGGAGGACGCUGAAAGGAAUAGUUUAAGACAAGACAUUUUGGAUUUGACUUGAUUUCUGGGUGAGUCGUGCGUAUUUACGCACUUGGAGCUGCGCCAUCUAGUCACUUUUUACCCGCCAAGAAUGACAGAAGAGAGCAAGUCUUUGACCGACCAUCCGCGCAGUCCAGCCGGCAGUGACAGCUCCAUGUCCCGGCAUGGAUCGGAUCCAGAGUCCCCGACCUCUACAGCAGGGUCCGACGCACGGGAGGCAGCGCGUCCGCCGGGGAUUACGCACAAACCAGAGAGCAGCGUGGAGGCUGAGCGCUUCCCCGCGUGCAUCCGGGACGCGGUGUCGCAGGUGCUGAAAGGUUACGACUGGUCGCUGGUCCCGAUGCCGUCUCAGGGGGACAGAGGGCUGAAGAGUAAACCUCAUGUGAAGCGGCCGAUGAACGCCUUCAUGGUGUGGGCGCAGGCAGCCCGGAGGAAACUGGCGGACCAGUAUCCACAUCUGCACAACGCUGAGCUCAGCAAGACGCUGGGGAAACUGUGGCGACUUCUCUCUGAAACAGAGAAGCGUCCCUUCAUCGAGGAGGCCGAGAGGCUCAGGAUGCAGCACAAGAAGGACUACCCGGACUACAAGUACCAGCCUCGCAGACGCAAGGGCACCAAACCGGGACAGGGGGACCUCAAACCUGGACUGGUCCUGCAGCAGCAGCAUCAGCAGGGCUUGUAUAAGACAGAACCAGGGGUGGCCAGGCUGGCUGGUACAGGGGAGGUGCACCAUCACUACCAUCCAGACAGGACAGGUCAGUCUCAUGGACCUCCAACACCUCCCACUACCCCAAAAACUGACCUCCACAUGGUGAACAAACAUGAAGUCCAGCGCCCUGUGGACAGCACCAGCGACUCUGUUCCUCCCACCGGCCGCCAGAACAUUGACUUCAGUAACGUGGACAUCUCAGAGCUCAGCACUGACGUCAUCAGCACCAUCGAAGGAUUCGACGUCCACGAGUUCGACCAGUACCUCCCUCCCAACAGCCACGCCUCCACUCUUCUAACCCCACCAGACAGCAGCCACGGACAUGGCAACCCUUCCGGAUCCUUCAUCCUGCCCAGCAUCCACUCCCACUCCCAAAGCACAUGGACACCGAAAAGUGGGACUCCCAAUGGGAUGGCGCCAACGUCUUCCAGUCGAGACACACAUGGGCUCCAAGAGGACGCCAGCCAAAAGCCUCAGAUCAAAACUGAGCAGAUGAGCCCAGGCCACUACAGCAGCUCCUCCUCGUCCACUCCCCCACCUCCACAACCUGAGUACACCUCCCUCGGAAGCAGCAUCUGCCCUUCGUCCACUUCCUCCUCAUCCUCCGCCAACCAAUCUGACUACACUGACCUCCAAAGCUCCGGUUUCUACAGCGCCUUCUCAGGGUACCCUGCCAGUCUUUAUCAGUACCCAUACUUUCACUCCUCUCGCAGGCCUUACGCCACUCCUCUUAUCAACAGCCUGGCCUUGGCACCAUCCACACACAGUCCUCCCUCUGGCUGGGAGCAGCCUAUCUACACCACACUGACAAGGCCUUAAGGAGGAGGAAACCCUCCAAAGGUUUGGACAUAUGAACAAAAGACUUUAAUGACUGCUCAGAUUUGGGAGCAGAGGCCUGUUUUAAUGGCCUACAUCACAAUGUUUGGAGAUGUGAUGGACUUUGAAGAGUUUUGAAGAGACUUUGGUUUUGACCAGUAUGGAUUUCUGAAGGACAGUGCUGAUAUCUGUUGGCAAACUCUUCAUAUUGUGCAUCCAAAUUGUUACAUUUGUUCGUUUUCAUGGAAAGAAAGUCAUAAGAUUAACAAAGAAUCAGUGUUUUGACUCUUUUCUGAGUGAAAAGGACUGAGGCAUGACAUUUAAACCUGCAUUGGACACUAAAAUGUUCCAUUAAAGCGUCCCACUAAUGAAA
Centropristis striata (black sea bass) is the source of this 1948-nucleotide messenger RNA. It is a transcript of the gene sox8a, whose product is annotated as SRY-box transcription factor 8a. NCBI's taxonomy places the organism in Eukaryota, Metazoa, Chordata, Actinopteri, Perciformes, Serranidae. The transcript is spliced from 3 exons. Gene Ontology annotation, cellular component: nucleus. Gene Ontology annotation, molecular function: RNA polymerase II cis-regulatory region sequence-specific DNA binding; DNA-binding transcription factor activity, RNA polymerase II-specific. The record is from RefSeq and is a predicted model, not a curated record. Bases 142 to 1578 code for a protein of 478 amino acids. Gene Ontology annotation, biological process: negative regulation of transcription by RNA polymerase II; neural crest cell development; morphogenesis of an epithelium.